UAAGGCAGCGAGACCCUGAGGGACAGGAGCAGUAGCAGGAUCCGCUCCUGUGCCCUUCCGAUUCCGGGGCUCUGUGCACGGCGGGAAGGCGGCGGCCAUUAGGGUGGUUGGUGGGAGGAGUAGAGCCGCAGUGUUGCAGCCAUGUCCAUCGGGGUGCCCAUUAAAGUCCUGCACGAGGCAGAGGGCCACAUUGUGACCUGCGAGACCAACACUGGGGAGGUGUAUCGUGGGAAGCUCAUUGAGGCUGAGGACAACAUGAAUUGCCAGAUGUCCAACAUAACAGUGACAUACAGGGAUGGGCGAGUGGCGCAGCUUGAGCAGGUGUACAGAGGCAGCAAGAUACGGUUUCUCAUUUUACCAGAUAUGCUGAAGAACGCUCCUAUGCUAAAGAGCAUGAAGAAUAAGAACCAGGGCUCUGGAGCUGGCCGAGGAAAAGCAGCUAUUCUCAAAGCUCAGGUGGCUGCAAGAGGAAGAGGCCGUGGUAUGGGUCGUGGCAACAUCUUCCAGAAGCGAAGAUAAUUUUGGUCUUGACCAAAAUGCUUUUUUUUUAUUAUUAUUAUUAAAGGGGCUCUUAACUUGUCUACAUAUAUGUUGGUAACUUCUGUUUAAUAAAUGUUUCUGACAAAACCCUGUCUGCUGUUAUAUGACAGAGCUCCUCUUAGGCACAAUAGAGUUCUGGCUUCUUUCUGUAGCUGGCAAAUACGUUGGAGGUGGAUUUCAAAGUGCGUUGUCUAGAAAACAGUGGACAUGGAUUUGAUUUCUUUGUACUUUUGUGUGAUGCAUUGAGUUUCAAAGAUCAUCUUGCUUCCUUUUUGUUCAAUACUGCUGUAAUUUACCCUCUAAAGAGUUAGAAGUUAUUCUUCAUGAAGAAUUUUUAAUGUUGUUUUAAGGUUGUGUUAUCACCUGCAUUUACAGAGCAAACAGUCAAACUGAGGUAGCUCCUAGAGAAGCUUCGUAUGGAUCUAUAAUAAAUACAGGUCCACCUUCGAAGCUGUACAUUGAGUUUGUAUUUCUUAUUUCUCUCUUUGGAUGCGGCGAAAACUUUUCAUUAGGAGCACACAGCUGAUAGUAGACAGACCAUUUUAGCCUGGGUUUGUACUUGCCUGAGGUGAUUUGAUUCUGACUGUAUUGGCAGUUACUUGUUUUUUACUGUUGCCUGGGCAGAGAAGCCUGAAUAUGGAAGAAAAGAAAUAAUUUUCAAGCAUUGAUUUGAAGUGUUUCUUAUGAAUCUAAAUGAUGUCUAGGAAAAGUCACAGAAAUGAUUAUCCAUUAUGUAGGCUGACUUUUUGAACAGGACUUAGGCCUGACUUUAGCUUUUGCUAACAUCUAUACACGAUCACGUAGUUCAUAAGCUUAUCUAUAGGAGGCCAAGUUUAGUUGUAGCUUUAGCUUAUUUUUGCUUCAAGUACAAUGUAGUUAUCUUAAUUAAUGGUUGAAAUGUUUCAAUUGGUCUCUCCUGUACCUAAUUGUACACUUGCAUACAGUCAUCAGUCUAUACAUGUAUGAAUGAAACCUGCUUUUCUGCUCUGCUGUGUAAAGACCCCCUUUGUGCAGACAUGGAAGUUGAACUAAUGUACUCACUUGUUGAAUUGUCUGUAAAUAAAGCAGUGUUUGAUAAG
Molecule: messenger RNA, 1619 nt
Organism: Coturnix japonica (Japanese quail)
Lineage: Eukaryota; Metazoa; Chordata; Aves; Galliformes; Phasianidae
Gene: SNRPD3
Product: small nuclear ribonucleoprotein D3 polypeptide
Biological process (GO): RNA processing; spliceosomal snRNP assembly
Cellular component (GO): spliceosomal complex
Molecular function (GO): RNA binding
Source: RefSeq, a predicted model, not a curated record